AAUAUGUGUGUAUGCAUCAUCUCUUAAACGAAAAUUCCCGCCAUAAGGUCCGUGAUUUAUAAUCGGCUGCACGGGAAGGACGAAAUCAUUGAUCGUAUGCGCUGAAGAAAACGAAUAGGCAUUUUGACUAAUGCAGUGCAAUAUUUGAACCAACACACUUCGAAGAGAGACUUUUUAUUCUACGAGCGCAUAGGUGUGGUAACGCUAGUUCUUCGUAGAAAAUUCGUAAUUCCAAUUCACGAGUUGCACACGUGGGUUACACUGUCAGAAUCAGAUUAACUUGAAAUCAGAAUCGAUUUAAACGAUCUAAAUGAACAACCGAUUUGAACGAUCUACACAGUCAUUGCGGGUCAAUAAGCGUGGGUUAUUGGUCUGUUAGGUUAUGCCGACAGAGAGACAAUCAUAUGGAACGAAGUGUAAUAAAGGCUAUGACAUUAUAAAUGCCUUGCAAGUUGAAGAGUGCUGCCAUCAGGGCUGUGACGCUAUGGAAUUAGGAGUUUCCUGCUGUUUCGGAGGAUCUAUCAUCAGAGCCGAAGAAUAAACCAAGCAAGCAACCAACAGGUGUCAUUUUCAUUGUAGGUGUAAGAGGCGUCAUGUGCAAUUGAAACUGCAGCAUCAUUCAGCAGAUCAUUCAGAGAACACUGUUGGGAUAUUAUUUCAUGAAGUAAUGGCAUACUACAAUUCCGAUGAAUGUACCUUGAACACAUUAUGGGAAACAGUUAAGUGUGAAAGGCAACUGUUUGUUCAAAUGCCUGUGGAUAAGAAUGUGUUCACAGGUGCUCCAGCCAUAGAUAUUUAUACUGCAGCAAAUAUAGGAGAUUAUGAUGUCAUAUAUCAUGCCCUGAAUAGUAAUGAUAAUGGUAGAUUGUUGAUGAAGAAUGUAAGUGGAUGGACUCCCUUGAUGUAUGCCUGUUAUAGUGACCAUGACAGAAUUGUACAACUGCUGAUAUCAUGGGGUGUUGACGUACAUGACCGUAAUAACGUAGGAGAGACACCCCUCAUGCUUGCAGCUUUAAACGGCAAUGCAAAGACCCUGGGGUUAGUAUAUAAGGACUAUAUUAUCAACUUGACAGACAAACGAGGCUGGAGUGCCCUUUUUCAUGCUGUAUCCAGGAGACGGCAGAAUGCUGUCGCGUUUCUACUUAAGCAUGGAGCAGAUGUUAAUUUAGUUGCUCGUGACAAUGGUAACACAGUGUUGAUGAUUGCUGCUGCUUCAGGGAAGGCUGGGGUCGUGAAGAUGCUUCUAGCAGCAGGAGCUGACCCUUGCAAGGUGUCCUGGGAAGGAGAAACUGCAAUAUCUAUAGCUCAUUCUUAUGGGUUCUUUGAUAUUGUAAGAAUGUUGUCAUUCAGUGCCAGGUUCUGUGAGUUGCCCUUGAUUGAUUUACAUAAUCUGUUCAGUUCACUGGAGCUUAUGGAUUAUUGGCCAUUGUUCCAAAGACAAAAUAUUGACAUGGAAACUUUUUAUUCACUCACAGAAAACAACUUGAAGGAUAUUGGGGUUAUUCGCAUGGGACCACGUAAAAAGAUGGCUUCCACUAUCUUGCAAUGGAGAGAGCAGCGUCGUCCUUCACAUGCUCAGUUGUGCCCUGUGUGUCAAAGACAGUAUCUAUAACAGCAAACUUGUAAUCUGCCUUUCAGUUCCACAAUCUUAAAGUUAAAGAGACUGUUACUCAGGGUUGAUGCAUAUAUUCUUCAUUUUAUUUAUGUAUACAUGUGUAUCUAUGAUGUUGACUGAUUGAAUAUUUUAUCAGGUGACUUAGCAAUAAUUUAUACCUAAAUUUAAAAAAUCAGAAAAAAAUUAACUCCAUACAAUUACAAAUACGGUGACAUUUUUAUAAAAGAGCUUAAAUUAUGUUUUAGGAAUUUGUCAACUCCCAGUUAUCAUUUAUCUUAUAUUUAUGACGUAAGUUAAAUUUGUGAUGUUUAAUUUAUUUCAUUUUAAUUUGAUAUGCAGCUUAAUUGUGUCAAGGAACAUUCAUCUUACUGUGAAGAUCUUUUAUGGGCUGUGAUUUAUUAUAAUAUUUUUAUACAUAUUUUUUUACUAUGGUAAUUGAUAAAAUGUAACAAGCCAAAGAAACACUGCUUCACUUUUGACUGGAAGAAGCAAGAUGAUGAAUCUGGCAUUAUACUUAUCUCUCAUGGUUAGUGUUUAUUUCUGGCUCAUAAGUACUGACUUAAGUUUAUAAUUUAUACACGCUACAGUAUGCAUCUUAAUUGCUUCUCCCAGUUUAAGUCCUAAUUGUGUAUAAUGCAGCACCGAGGAAAAUUAUGAUUGCAUUAAUGUUACUCUGUAAUUACUGAAAUUAAAUACUAUUUAAAGAAAAUCUUGAUUUUAUGAAGUAUAUGAAGUUGCACAAUU
This is a messenger RNA of Cryptotermes secundus, 2359 nucleotides long. Its product is annotated as ankyrin repeat and SAM domain-containing protein 3. Gene Ontology annotation, molecular function: protein binding. The record is from RefSeq and is a predicted model, not a curated record. The transcript has 7 exons. NCBI's taxonomy places the organism in Eukaryota, Metazoa, Arthropoda, Insecta, Blattodea, Kalotermitidae. The coding region runs from base 668 to 1612 and encodes 314 amino acids.